AUGGCUAACCAAACAGUGACCUCCGUCAGCCCGACCCUAUCACCAUCACCAGGUUAUGGGUUGGUAAUAAGCUCUACAGUUACUGGCAUCUUCAGUGCCGUGGGCACCAUAGGCAAUGGCAUGGUGAUUACGGCCUUCUGCACUUACAGACAGGUACGAACGUCCGCAAACUCCUUCAUCCUCAGCAUCAGCAUCAGUGACAUCAUCAUCACCGGUUUUCAGUACCCAGUAGGGAUGGCCUCCAGCAUCAUUGGUGCCCCCUCUCUAGGACACGCCAUGUGCCCCGUACUAGGUGCCUUAUUCUACUUCAGUAUCUACGUAUCGUUGUCAUCUAUGGUUCUGAUCGCCUUCAACAGAUACAUACGAGUCACCAAGUCACCACAAACACACAUGAAACUGUUCAGCCCCUUCAGGUCGUUUUUGUGGAUUCUGUUGUCGUGGGUUGUGAGUGUGUUGUUGGUAGUUCCGGCUUUUGUAGGCUACGGCGAAUUCGGUUGGAACAGAAGUCGAAUCUGUGGUAUCAUGGAAGGCAGUCCUUACAGUGCACACUAUGUGUCCACCGUCUAUGGGACCUUCUACUGGCUCACGUUCUGUGUGGUAGUCUUCCUCUAUGUGAGGAUCUACCUCUUCGUGAAACACUCAGUCGUGACAAUGGCAGCGAAUCAAAACCUUGCCAACCCUGGGCAGUACGUGUCAGAAAGGGUAAUCAAACAAACCAAACACAUGUUCAUCAUCUUCAUCACAUUUACUGUGUGCACUGCUCCGAGUGUGCUGUUGUACAGUAUCAAUGUACAUGUGGACUUCUUGCCGUUUGGAGUGAUAGUAGUGUCGUUCAUGCUGUACCGCUUGAACUAUGUCCUGAACCCUUUCCUGUACGCAUGGAAGCUGCCUUUGUUCAAGCGUGCUUUUAAGGCGCUCAUUCGCUGCAAGCGGCAGCUGCCGUUUCAGCCCGGAGCUCAUGUGAACUAACCGCCAACACUCUUACGUAGCUGCCGGGGUUGGCUCGGUUUGCACAGGAUGUCUGUGGGCGCGCGGUUCCGGCGCUAUAUCUAAGGGUGCGGUCACAUAGGUCGUGCGAUAGUCGUACGAUUCUGAUUCCGUAGGAUUUUCAAGCAGGCCGUGGCAGAACCAACCACCCACAUGGAUCCAUUUUGUGUACCAAGACAGUUGAACUUUGCAGCAGACGUACAUUUUCGUCCCCCAAAAUGCCCAAAGUUAGCGAUCGUACGACGAUCGUACGGCCUAUGUGACCUUGUGGUCUUGAUUUUUGCAUUCAGGUCGCUGUCAAUACAAGGAAGAGGUGUUUGGGUCCCCUGGUAGCUCGCAAUGAGACUGCAGGGGAGUUUAUUUUAAAAUCUUUCAAGGAGCAUAACUGAACAAAGGGACGACGGUAUUUGUUGUUGGUGUAUUUACUAGUAAUCAAAAUUUUGAAUGCUCAAAUCACCAAACUUGUUCAAGUUUCUGACCAUCCUGUAUGUAUCGCGUAUAGGCCGGCGCCCAUCUCCAUUUUUCUAUAGAUCUUGGACCACACAGCAAGAACUACAGCAACGGGACAAUCCACUAGUAGGGGCCUUGAACACAAAUAUCAAGAUUGGAAAUAGAUUGCACACAAAGACAUACAUUUUUGUAAUGAUCAUUGAUCAUAUCAGUAGAAUCUAAUAAAAUGUGCAAUACUCAAAGUCACCACCCUACAUACACUAGUACGGCACGGAUAGAAAAUGAAUAGGCCUUACGUUGGGAGUAUGAAGACUGAAAGCGUUUAAUUGAUGGGACAAUUCCUGAGUGAAAAACGUGAUUGGGGGCAUUGUAGUAGGUAGACAAAGACAUAGGUUACCUAGGAAAAGAAUGUCUAUAUCGUGGUCUACGAGUCUUAGAAGCUAUUCGACUAGAAUGCACGCUGCGCUAAUGGUUAUACAUUGAGCACAAGAAGUGCCCAGGGAUGUUGUUGGACUUAUUCUGUGGUUUGAUUUAAUGACAGCAUGCCAUGAUCAUGUGACGUGCAAUGGUCGUUUUUGCUAGCAGGCGAGAUUACCAACAUUGCCUCGGUUUUAUUUAGGGUGAGUUUCGGUCCGAGCAUUCCACCUGGAUAUCACUCCGUUUUGACUCUGAUUGACCUCUUUGGGGUUUUGUAAGCGAAGUUGUUAUAUCAUGUACCUUGAUUAUUAAAAAAAAUUGUAGCAGCACUACAAUUUACUUAUUAAUACCUGAUGACACAAAUCAAGAGCUGGAAGUAUGGAUUUUGAUGGUUCGACGUGAAAUGAUAUCAGAAGAGUGUGUACGUAUUUAAAGUAGGCGUUCAUUUUCUUUGAAUUAUCAUAUUCUUGUUGAAAGUAAUAUGCUGCACUUUGAUGUCAUGAACACAUAAAUCGUGUACAUUGUACCGAUGUGGACCGUAUUUCACCAGCUGUUUCUGUAUUGCUUUGCUAAUGUUGAAUGCUACAUGUUUGAAAAGACCGUUGCUAUUUCGGAAUUUUAACUUCUUGUCAUUCAAGAUUGCUAUGAUUAGGAUAUCCGUAUCGGGCAUUGUGGAUGGAUAAAAUGUUGAAAUAUAAUAGUACUUGUCCAAAUCUUCGCUUUACA
This is a messenger RNA of Branchiostoma floridae (Florida lancelet), 2580 nucleotides long. Its product is annotated as melatonin receptor type 1B-like. Gene Ontology annotation, biological process: G protein-coupled receptor signaling pathway. Gene Ontology annotation, cellular component: membrane. The record is from RefSeq and is a predicted model, not a curated record. Lineage: Eukaryota; Metazoa; Chordata; Leptocardii; Amphioxiformes; Branchiostomatidae. Gene Ontology annotation, molecular function: G protein-coupled receptor activity. The transcript is spliced from 3 exons. The coding region runs from base 1 to 969 and encodes 322 amino acids.